GUGAAGUUAGGCCACCAUCAGAUCUCAGCAGUCUGUCAUCAUGGCCUUCAACGGGACCUGGAAAGUGGACCGCAAUGAAAACUACGAGAAGUUCAUGGAGCAAAUGGGCAUCAACAUGGUUAAGAGGAAGCUAGCGUCUCAUGAUAACCUGAAGAUCACUCUGGAACAGACCGGAGACCAGUUCCACGUGAAGGAAUCCAGCACUUUCCGCUCGCUGGAGAUUAACUUUACUCUCGGCGUCAGCUUUGAAUAUUCCCAGGCAGACGGCACCGAGCUCACGGGGUCCUGGGUCAUGGAGGGUGACAUGCUGAAGGGGACGUUCACACGCAAGGACAACGGAAAGUCGCUAAUAACCACCAGGAAGAUCAUCGGUGAAGAGCUUGUACAGACUUAUACCUACGAAGGAGUCGAGGCCAAGAGGAUUUUCAAGAGGGCUUAAAAUAACAUCAGCAUUCCCAAAAAUUACUGAAUCUAUUGUGUGCUGCAACCGUG
Messenger RNA from Carassius auratus (goldfish), 492 nucleotides. Its product is annotated as fatty acid-binding protein, intestinal-like. The transcript is spliced from 4 exons. The coding region runs from base 41 to 439 and encodes 132 amino acids. NCBI's taxonomy places the organism in Eukaryota, Metazoa, Chordata, Actinopteri, Cypriniformes, Cyprinidae. The record is from RefSeq and is a predicted model, not a curated record. Gene Ontology annotation, molecular function: lipid binding.